Molecule: messenger RNA, 333 nt
Organism: Lodderomyces orthopsilosis Co 90-125
Lineage: Eukaryota; Fungi; Ascomycota; Pichiomycetes; Serinales; Debaryomycetaceae
Exons: 1
Coding region: 1-333 (110 amino acids)
Source: RefSeq, a predicted model, not a curated record
AUGCCUGUACCAUUUGAGGGUUUAAUACCAUAUGCAAUCAUGACCGCUUUCUAUGGCUUAGCUGGUCAUGGUGUUCAAUAUAUUAGAUACUGGGACAACGGUUGGAAGAAUGAUCGCUACUUUUUAGACCAGUGGGACCACAAAAUGAUGCAAAGAGAUUUCUACCUAACAGGAACUCAUCGAGGACAAACGAGUGAGCCAAUAGCUCCAGAAAGUUUCAAGACGAUCGAACUGAUUGAACAGAGAUACUACACACCAUACAGAAACCAAUUCUUUAGUUUGAGAGAUAGGUUGUUUAGAGGAUAUGUAUUUGGUGAUUGGAAUUUUUCAUAA